AUGGGAAACUUUUUAACAGCACAGUUACAAUGUGAUUGUAAUCAAGCGUUGAAUCAAGCUACUAGCUGCUUAUUCGGCGAUGGAAAUUACAUUCACAUGAUGGAGGCUAACCUUGAGGCGCUGAAGAAUACUUGGCAACAACUUGUAGAAAGGCGAAAUGAUCUGUCAAGAAGAGUUGACAUAGAAGAAGGUAAAGGAUUGCAGCAGCUUGAUCAAGUUCAAGGAUGGAUUUCAAGGGUAGCAGGUAUGGAGUCCGAGGUCAGAGAUCUGCUUGAGGCUAAAUCAACUGAAACUGGAAGAUUGUGUCUUUUUGGAUAUUGUUCUAAAAAGUGCAUAUCAGGCUGCAAGUAUGGUAAAAAGGUAUGGAAGAAGUUGGAAGAAGUGAAAAAGCUUCUAUCUCAAGGAGCUUUUGAAGUGGUGGCGGAUAAAGCUCCUGUACCAAAGGUGGGGGAGAAACAUAUUCAAAAAACAGUUGGUUUGGAUUCAAUGGUUGAAAAGGCAUGGAGCAGCAUCAUGGAUUCUGAAAGAAGAAUUUUAGGUCUUUAUGGUAUGGGGGGAGUAGGCAAAACAACCCUCUUAGCUCGUAUCAACAACAAAUUCGCUGAAGUGGUGAAUGAAUUUGGUGUUGUGAUAUGGGUCGUGGUGUCUAAAGAUUUGCAAAUCGAGGGCAUUCAGGAUCAGAUUCUGGGAAGAUUACGCGACAAGGACUGGAAAGAAGAAACAGAGGAAGAGAAAGCCUCUUCCAUCAACAAUAUCCUUCGCAAAAAGAAAUUUGUGUUGUUACUAGACGAUCUAUGGAGCGAGGUUGAUCUGGACAAGAUUGGAGUUCCAUCUCCAAAAGCUGUCGAUAAUGGAUCGAAGAUAGUUUUCACGACUCGUUCAAAAGAAGUUUGCAGAGACAUGAAAGCUGACGAUGAGAUGAAGGUUGAUUGUUUGUCAUGGGAUGAAGCGUGGGAACUGUUUCAGAUUAUUGUUGGAGAAGCCACAUUGAAACGACAUGAGGAAAUUGCAGAACUUGCAAGGGAAAUUGCUAAGAAAUGUUGUGGCUUGCCACUUGCACUCAAUGUUAUUGGCAGAGCCAUGGCAUAUAAAGAAGGUGUACACGAAUGGCGUUAUGCACUUGAAGUUCUCAACUUGUCUAGCCACAAAUUUAAGGGUAUGGACGAUAAGAUACUUCCAAUUCUGAAGUUUAGUUAUGAUGAUUUAAAGGAUCAAAACGUCAGAUCGUGCUUCCUAUAUUGUUCCUUGUUCCCGGAAGAUUAUGAAAUUGAGAAAGAGCGGUUGAUAGAAUAUUGGAUAGGCGAAGGAUUUAUAAAUGGAAACAGAGGUGAAGAUGGGAGUAACAACCAAGGUCAUGCUAUAAUUGGUUCGUUAGUUCGUGCGCAUCUAUUGAUGGAUGUGGAUCCUAAAUUCUCAGCAGAGAAGGUGAAAAUGCAUGAUGUUGUACGCGAGAUGGCUCUUUGGAUAGGAAAAGAGGAAGAAAACUUGUGUGUCAAAUCUGGUGCGCAAUUACUCCAUAUUCCAAAUGACAUCAUAAACUGGGAAGUUGCGAGAAGGAUAUCGUUGAUGAGUAAUCGUAUUGAAGAGAUAUCUUGCUCUCCCGAGUGCCCCAACCUCUCGACGUUAUUACUCCGUGACAACAAGUUGAAGAUUAUUUCAGGUGAAUUCUUUCGGUUUAUGCCAUCCCUUGUCGUCUUGGAUCUUUCGGAAAAUACCAGACUUUGUGCAUUGCCGGAAGAAAUUUGCAGCUUGAGUUCCUUGGAAUAUCUCAAUUUAUCAUGGACGAGUAUAGAAUCGUUACCAGUUGGUUUGAAGGGGUUGAGGAAACUAAUAAGCUUGGACCUUGAGUAUACUGAUCUUAGAAGCAUUGAUGGGAUAGGAACAAGCUUACCAAAUCUGCAAGUGUUGAAACUAUUUUAUUCCGGUGUCUAUAUUGAUGCAGGAUUAAUGAAAGAGCUAUAACUCUUAGAGCACUUGAAUAUUUUAACAGCGAACGUAAAUGAUGCUUUGAUUUUGGAUAGUAUCCAAAAAGUGGAGCGAUUGGCGAGCAGUCUUCGAGUUUUAAACCUAGGGAAUAUGUCAGCAGAGGUUGUAGUAUUAAACACGGUAGCUCUGCGUGGUCUUCAAAGCCUUGAGAUUGGAAGCUGCAAAAUCUCAGAAAUAAAGAUAGAAUGGGAAAGCAAAGAAAGAGAAGAGAUUCUCUGUACAAGUUCUCAAGGCUUCAAGCACCUCUCCGAUGUUCGUAUAAUCGAUUUGGAAGGUCCAAAGGACUUGACGUGGCUGUUGUUCGCUCAAAAUCUCAGGGUACUACGUGUGAUGUUCUCAAAAAGCAUAGAAGAAAUAAUAAACAGGGAGAAAGGAAUGAGUAUUAGCAAUGUGCUUCCACAUCUGUCGGUUCCCUUUCGGAAGCUUAAAGUCCUUCAUCUAUCCAAUUUGUAUGAAUUAAGGAGCAUUUGCUCGAAUUCUCUGGUUCUUCCAAACCUGAGAGAAUUUGAAGUCAACGACUGUCCAAAGCUUCCCAAAGCUGCCACUGAGUUUCCUGAGACACGAGCAGCAAUAAUAACAAGAAUGGAAAUAGAUGAAGAUGAUUAGAAUGGGAGAAAGAGAGGCUCCGAAGCCGUUGCAUUGUGUGUGUGAGUGUGAUUGUAUUCUCUCAGUUCUUAAUUUGGUUUUGGGUUUUAUUUUACUGCUUUUGCUUUGUAUGAAAUUAAUUGUUUUCUAAAUUUGCAUUUCUCAAAGAGUAAUUUUGAU
This is a messenger RNA of Eutrema salsugineum, 2751 nucleotides long. RefSeq names its product probable disease resistance protein At1g15890. The record is from RefSeq and is a predicted model, not a curated record. Gene Ontology annotation, molecular function: protein binding; ADP binding. Lineage: Eukaryota; Viridiplantae; Streptophyta; Magnoliopsida; Brassicales; Brassicaceae.